Molecule: messenger RNA, 1329 nt
Organism: Coprinopsis cinerea okayama7#130
Lineage: Eukaryota; Fungi; Basidiomycota; Agaricomycetes; Agaricales; Psathyrellaceae
Exons: 8
Coding region: 1-1329 (442 amino acids)
Source: RefSeq, a predicted model, not a curated record
AUGGCAUCCGAGCAGGAAGAGUUAGAGAUCCAAUGGCGCCUUCGUGUCCCAGAGAUCGAGGGACUCUCUGGCACUUUCCGAACCUCCUAUAUUCAUACCCUCCGUGAAAAGUGUGCGAUGAUCGUCGAUGAGGCGGGGAAGCGUUUCGCAAACUCGUUCAUCAUGCUUGACGUGAAUAAAGAUGACGAUGAUGAGCAACUUCCAUAUACUAUGUCAGAUAGAAUUAGCUUAACAGCAGAUGAGCUCCGCCGGGCUACUCAGGAAAGCGAUACAUCGAGACUGGUCCUGCGAAUCAUCUUGCUUCAGUACAACUAUGAGCUCGACCGAGGGUCUACUUCGAACGAUGGGGCGUAUGUCAUUAAAUGGAUGGCAGAAGAACUGGGUGUAUCUCCCUGCUUCUUCGACGGGGCUCUUCGAUCCAGCGAUUCGACGAUUCUCGAACUGGCGCCUCCUAGAGCAGAGUCCCCGUACAAUCUCGAUAUCAAUACACUCAACGGAGUCUACAUCACCCAGAUUACCGGAACCAACACCACCGUUUGGUUCAGCCAUUCGCUUGAUCGAGACUUUUCUUUAUACAUCAUUGACAACUCGCCAAGGACGACCACAGCAAAUAUUCUCAAAGCCGUUGUCAAUCUCCGCCUCCAACCUUUCCUCUCGGUCGAUUCACUAGUAUGCAGCGACGACUAUCUUUUCAAUGAAGUCUACGCUCAAGCGUUCAAGAUGACUUCAGAGGCGCUCCAUAAUCUGAAACCGAUAGACCCUAACGAUGGUUCCCCUGAGGCGGAGCAGUACUCCCGGAGGAACGAGCCUGAUCGUCGUUUCGAUGAUAUGACAGACGGCUACCAAUUCGUCUACAACAUCAGCCGUGCUUACGAGAACAAGAAACGAGUCUUGGAGCUCCUCAACCAACUGGCCGAGACGAGGCACACGCUGGCCAAAGCCGACCCAACUCGCUUCAAAGCCAGUGGCAGUCUCGACAACUGGGUCGAAGGUAUUCCUCGUGAGACUGCCGGUCUUCUCAAGAACAUGGAGCGUAACCUCGUCGCACGGCAAGGCGCUGUACGAGACAGCUUGGCGAUGUUCACGACGAUGAUGAACCACAAGAUGGCUGCCUUUUCGUCCCAGCUUGCAACGGAUGCUCGACGAGACAGCUCGUCGAUGACUACUAUCGCCCUGGUCACCAUGCUGUUUCUUCCAGGAUCCUUCGUUGCGUCGUUCUUCAGCACGCAGUUCGUCAACAUCAUCGAGAGCGACAACGGGACAUCCACUUGGUGGGCUUCUAACGCUGCUACUGGUGUUCGUGUGGACUUGGCUUCAUGGUUCGGCUAG